AUGGUGGUCAAUGGUUUCGUGAACGUGGUCAUCACAACCAUCGAGAAGAGGUUCGGGUUGCGUUCCAUGCAGACCGGUGUUAUCGCUGGAGGGUAUGACAUGGCGUCUUUCGCGUGUUUAGCACCAGUGACGUACUUGGGUGGGAGGAGUGGGUCCUCGAAGCCCCGCUGGCUCGGCUGGGGAGUGCUCCUCAUGGGCAUAGGGUCGCUCCUCUUCGCGUUACCGCACUUCCUCGUCUCGCCGUACAGGUUGGCAGGAGAAGAGCCUGACGACCUGUGCUCUUAUAACAGAACUGUGUCAACAAGAUGCCAAGAUACCACAUCAUCAGAAGGCGGCUCCUGGGCUGUGGCGGUGUUUGUCUUCGCGCAGCUCCUGCACGGUGCUGGCGCCACCCCACUGUUCACCCUCGGCGUCACCUACAUAGACGAGAACGUCUCUAAGAAGAUGUCCUCAGUCUAUUUGGGAGUGUACUACACUAUGGCAGUGGUCGGUCCAGCAGUGGGCUACGUCCUUGGUGGCCAGAUACUCAACAUAUACACGGAUUUCCUCACUGUCGACUCAGAAACUAUGGGCAUAACACCUCUAAGCUCGGUGUGGAUCGGCGCGUGGUGGGUGGGAUUCAUCUUCUCGGCGGUGCUGUGUCUCAUCGUAGCAAUACCAUUGCUAGCAUUCCCACACGAGUUGCCAGGUGCAGAAGAAAUCCGGGCUUCCAAAGUAUCUGAAGCACAUGAAGGUGCAGCGACCAAGUCCGCUGCAUUCAGCGCUUUACGCGAGCUGCCGCGCGCCGCUGCAGCACUGCUUCGAAACCCCACGUUCCUGUUCCUCAAUCUAGCUGGAGCCAGCGAGGGCAUGCUCAUAUCGGGCUUCGCUGCGUUCCUUCCGAAGCUUAUUGAAAACCAGUUUGCAGUUAGUGCGUCAGAGGCAGCUCUACUUUUAGGUGUGAUCACGGUGCCAGCUGGCGGCGGAGGCACGUUCCUGGGCGGGUGGCUGGUGAAGCGCUGGCAGCUGGCGUGCGCUGGCAUCAUCAAGUUGUGCGUGGCGGCCACCGUCGUCGCCGCUGUCUUCACCUUCAGCUUCGUGCUCACCUGCGAUGAUUACCCGUUCGCUGGAGUCACUGUCAAGUACAACUCGCCACCGGUCCCCGGCGGCGGUGGUAUGUGUAGCGGCGGUCGCCUGGUGGCGGAGUGCAACGCGGGGUGCGGGUGCGAGGGCGCGGCGUUCGCGCCGGUGUGCGGUGCGGACGCCGCAGUGUACUACUCGCCCUGCCACGCGGGCUGCCGCGCGCGACAGCUGGCCGGCGCCGCGCAGCUCUACCGCCACUGCGGCUGCGUGCGACCGCCCGCCGACCACCCGCUGCCGCUCUACAGCCUCUCGGACGAAACAAACGAUACAAUACCGUACGAGGCUAUCAACAGUAUAUGCAAUACUGGAUGCCCGUACCUCUGGCUGUUCGUGUUCCUCUCGUUCCUCGUGAUGCUGUUCACAUUCCUGGCCACGAUGCCGGCUCUCACUGCGACAUUAAGAUGUGUCCGUGAAGAUCAGAGAUCGUUCGCACUGGGUAUCCAAUGGAUAAAGGUGCGCCUACUAGGGACCAUCCCUGCACCUCUACUAUUCGGCUUCCUCAUCGACCUGUCGUGUUCGCUUUGGGCAAAGACAUGUGACGUCACUGGUGCCUGCCAGCUGUAUGACAACGUCAACAUGAGCAGGUACAUGUUAGGGCUAGCCCUUGUAGGUAAACUCUGUUCAGUCCUGUUCUUCUUCCUUGCGUGGUGGUUCUACCGUCCGCCCGGGGGUAAGACUGCCAACGCAGUAGUACCUUCAGUGGAUCUAGUCGUAUGUGCUGAGAAGACAAACGGUAACCUCGCGAAUGGAACAGCCGCCAAUGGCACAGUGGAAAGAGUCGGUAACGGGUAUUGUAAUGCGGCAUUAGAGUGCAGCGAACAUUUGUAGGUUCGAAUUCAGCAUCCAUAAAUGAACAUAUAUAGGACUUUCUUGUGUUCGUACGUUUAGACAAUAAGACUGUAAUAUUAUGUUGUGUUGUAUAUACAUGUUAUUUGUUUUAUUAUACAAAUAUUUAUUAGUAGAAAAUUGCUGUUGGACCGGUUGUUUUGCAGUAUAUGCUGCAGCUUCCCAAAUGCCACCAAGAUUAGGUACAGUACAGGUAAUUCCUGUAAUUUCUUUUAAAAGCCAUUCCCAAGAAUUACUAACAAACUAGAAGCUUGGUUUGAUCUGUAAUUUAGCACAUUGUUUUGUUAGUAACUAAUAAUGUAGAUAAUAGAUCAGAUUUUAAUAAACCGACAUGGAAGCAUGUUUUAUUCUUUUGAGAAUAAAUUGUGCGUAUGUUUGUAUGUUUUAUAUACACAACAAUCCUGUUAUAAUUAAGUAUUAGGUAUUUGUAUAUAUACAUAAUUAUGUUGUAUAAUGAAUAUGCAUCAAAGUAUUAAGUUCUGGCGAAUUGUAAUGAAUGUAAAAUUGUUGUAUUAUUUCAAAAUGCAUUACUUCUGUUGUAAAUUAUCUGUGAUGUCGUAGUUUAUAAAAUAUAUAGCUAAGAUUGUAUUUAGUAUUAAUUAUAUAUAUUUCGGUCAACCGUUUUAAGACUUAUCAAACGUAGUCUUCUGGAAUGGCAAUCAAGGGCGGAUCCAGUUUUGGCGCUAGGAGGGGGUCACAUAGUCGUGGUCAAGUCAAGAACUUAUAAUUUAAUUUUGGUAAGAAUAGAUACAAGUAAAAAGUAGGUAUUAUAUUAAUGCACGUAAGUACUGUACUUAAAAUAUUAUUCUUUAUUGUACACUUGAAAAACUUAACACAUAAUAACUUGUACAUAUACACGUACAUAUUGCCAUCUUCUCUUGAAGACAUCCAGAGAAGCACUAUUUAAAUAUAAUUAACUAAAUAUUGAAGGUUUGUAGUUACAUAAAAUCUGUAUGGUGACAAAAUAUAUAAAUAAAAUCAUUAUGUUCAAUUAGUGGUCCACCUAAGUCCUAGUCUCAGGAGGGUCAUGACCCCCAUGACUCCCUCCCCCUGUAUCCGCCGUUGAUGGCA
Messenger RNA from Achroia grisella, 3039 nucleotides. Its product is annotated as solute carrier organic anion transporter family member 4A1-like. Bases 1 to 1950 code for a protein of 649 amino acids. Gene Ontology annotation, molecular function: protein binding. The record is from RefSeq and is a predicted model, not a curated record. Gene Ontology annotation, biological process: transmembrane transport; sodium-independent organic anion transport. NCBI's taxonomy places the organism in Eukaryota, Metazoa, Arthropoda, Insecta, Lepidoptera, Pyralidae. Gene Ontology annotation, cellular component: membrane. The transcript is spliced from 11 exons.